Molecule: messenger RNA, 2394 nt
Organism: Cicer arietinum (chickpea)
Lineage: Eukaryota; Viridiplantae; Streptophyta; Magnoliopsida; Fabales; Fabaceae
Product: very-long-chain aldehyde decarbonylase CER1-like
Biological process (GO): lipid biosynthetic process
Molecular function (GO): oxidoreductase activity; iron ion binding
Source: RefSeq, a predicted model, not a curated record
AAACUAACUUGGGAAAUCAAAGAAGUUUUAUUCUUAUUAGAAGGUGUUACGUGGAUACAUAUAUGUCCAUGUAAAGGUGAUUGGAGUUGGUUUAAUUAGUUAUUGUGUUAAUUACAUGAUACAACGUUCGAUGUUAAAAAAAUAAAAACUCACGUUGCAACAACAUUAGAGUGUUGUCUAUAAAUAGUCAAUAUCCUUGUAUAAGCACAAAAUAAAAAACUUGUUCCCACAAUACAAGAGUGCACUUCUACGAAUAUAUGGCUUCAAGGCCAGGAAUCCUCACCGAUUGGCCAUGGAAACCUCUUGGAAGCUUUAAGUAUGUGAUACUAGCUCCUUGGGUGGUGCAUAGCACGUAUUCUGUGUUAGUGAAGGAUAAGAAUGAAAGGGAUAUAUCAACCUUUCUCAUAUUUCCAUUUUUGCUUUGGCGUAUGCUUCACAAUCAGAUAUGGAUCAGUUUCUCUCGUUACCGAACUGCCAAAGGCAAUAAUAGAAUUGUUGACAAAGGAAUUGAAUUUGAUCAAGUUGAUAGAGAAAGAGAUUGGGAUGAUCAAAUAUUGUUCAAUGGGUUACUAUACUACUUGGCAUGUUAUACAUUAAAAGGGGCAUCAAGGGUUCCACUAUGGAAUACAGAAGGAGUUAUUAUUACUAUAUUGCUUCAUGCGGGUCCAGUUGAGUUUCUUUACUAUUGGUUACACAGAGCACUUCAUCAUCAUUUUCUCUACUCUCGUUAUCAUUCUCACCAUCAUUCUUCUAUUGUUACAGAACCAAUCACAUCUGUGAUCCAUCCAUUCGCAGAACACAUAUCAUAUUUCCUUCUAUUUGCAAUACCAAAAUUAACCCUUGUCUUCACAAAUAGAGCUUCUGUGAUUGCCAUGGUUGGAUAUGUCACUUACAUUGAUCUUAUGAAUAAUUUGGGUCACUGUAACUUUGAGGUCAUUCCUACGUGGCUCUUUGAUAUCUUCCCCCCUCUCAAGUAUCUUAUGUAUACCCCAUCGUUUCACUCAUUGCACCAUACUCAAUUUAGGACAAAUUACUCACUCUUUAUGCCAUUUUAUGACUUAAUAUAUGGAACAAUGGACAAGGCUAGUGAUGAAUUGCAUGAGACAUCAUUAAAAAGAAAGGAAGAGACACCAAAUGUUGUUCACCUAACACAUUUCACAACACCUGAAUCGAUUUAUCAUUUAAGAAUUGGUUUUGCUUACUUAGCAGCUAAGCCAUACACAUCAAAAUGGUAUCUUUGGUUGAUGUGGCCUGUGACAGCUUGGUCCAUGUUGCUCACAUGGGUAUACGGACGCACAUUCAUUGUUGAAAGAAACCGUUUUGAUGACAAACUCAAUCUUCAAACUUGGGCCUUACCCAAAUACAGUGUUCAGUACUUUUUGGAAUGGCAAAAGGUGGCUAUAAACAAAAUGAUUGAGGAAGCAAUACUAGAUGCAGACAAAAAGGGCAUAAAAGUGGUGAGUCUAGGACUCAUGAAUCAAGGGGAGGAACUUAACAUGUAUGGAGGGUUAUAUGUUAGUAAACAUCCAAAGCUUAAUGUUAAGGUUGUAGAUGGUAGCAGCCUUGUUGUUGCUGUUGUUCUUAACACCAUUCCUAAAGGAACAACUCAAGUAUUACUUAGAGGCAAACUCACCAAAGUUGCUUAUGCUAUUGCCUUCACAUUGUGCCAACAAGGAAUUCAGGUAGCUACAAUGCAUGAGGAUGAUUAUGUGAAUCUCAAAAAGUCAUUGACCAAUAGCUCCGAUGAAAAUUUGGUCAAGGAAAAAAAUUGCACUCAAACGGUUUGGUUAGUGGGUGAUGGAUUUACUGAAGAGGAACAAAUGAAGGCACCAAAAGGAACAUUAUUUAUUCCAUACUCACAAUUCCCACCAAAGAAACACCGCAAGGAUUGUUCAUACCAUUACACACCAUCAAUGCUAACUCCCACUUCUAUUGAAAAUGUUCAUUCUUGUGAGGAUUGGUUGCCAAGGAGGGUAAUGAGUGCAUGUCGCAUAGCUGGAAUAUUGCACUCUUUAGAAGGAUGGAGUGAACAUGAAUGUGGCUACAAAAUGAAUAAUGUAGACAAAGUUUGGCAUUCAGCACUUCAACAUGGCUUCCAACCUCUCACUGUUCCACUCAAAAAAUUAGCUCAUUAUUAAUUUGAGUAUGUGAAUGUUUGUUUUCUACUACUAAAAAAAUUGAAAUAACAAAGGAAAUUUAAUGAUUGGGAUAAUACAAAAAUAUGGCUCCAUUAGAGACAUAUAUAUAAUUAAUGAUUAAAAUUAUGUUUACGUAUUUAACUUUCAUUGUUAUUCAACUUUUUUAUUAUGUAACUAUGAGGAGGAGUGUAUGAAUAAAAUCACUAGUCAUGGCUAUCUUCUCUAAAAUGAAAAUGUUAGACAUGAGUUUGGAAAA